Messenger RNA from Vigna unguiculata (cowpea), 2667 nucleotides. Its product is annotated as G-type lectin S-receptor-like serine/threonine-protein kinase LECRK3. Gene Ontology annotation, biological process: recognition of pollen; protein phosphorylation. NCBI's taxonomy places the organism in Eukaryota, Viridiplantae, Streptophyta, Magnoliopsida, Fabales, Fabaceae. Gene Ontology annotation, molecular function: ATP binding; protein serine/threonine kinase activity. The record is from RefSeq and is a predicted model, not a curated record.
ACUUACGAAACGUCUUUGUGGUGGAGACCGUAGCAUGUGCAUGAAAGUCGGUCAACUUCUGAAAUCAACGGAGAAAUGUUAAGUAAUCCCUGUAAUAAAAUUUUGUUUGAGUUUGAUAAGGUAGAAGAGUUUUGUUUGAGUUUCCGGAUCCUAUGGCCUUCGAAGCCGUUGUGUUGUGGGUGUUAUGCAUGCUAUUUGCAAAACAAGGUGAGAGCAUCAUAAAGCCAGGGUCUAGGCUCUAUGCUACUGAAAUUGGGAAUAACAGUUCAUGGGUAUCACCUUCUGGCCACUUUGCUUUUGGCUUUUACCCACAGGGUAAUGGCUUUGCUGUGGGUAUAUGGCUGGUUGCUGCUCCUCAGAAAACUGUAGUCUGGACUGCUAACCGUGAUAUCCACCCAGUCCCCUUGAAUUCAACGUUGAACAUCACCACCACUGGUAUGCGGCUUUUCCCAAGUGGGAGAGAAAGCCUUGCUCUCAUUUCAACUAUUAAUACAACUUCAGCAUCUAUGCUUGAUUCUGGUAACUUUGUGCUCUAUAGCAAUGGCAGUACUGUUGUUUGGCAAAGCUUUGAUAAUCCAACUCACACCUUACUAGGAGGUCAGAAUUUAACUUCCGACGCCAAACUGGUUUCCAGUGGAGCUUUCUUUAUCAUCAUGCAAGAAGAUGGAAACCUCGUUGCUUAUCCAAAGGACAGCGCAGCAUCUGCCUCUGAUGCUUACUGGGCUUCAAACACUGCUAAAAUGUUCGCAGAGCUCUGGCUUAGUGCCGCGGGCUCUCUUUGCAUUGGUGAGGGGAUUACCUGUUUGCACAAAAACAUUAGCCCUCCAAACAAAUCACACAACACAAGUUCAAUCUACCGUGCAACACUUGCUGCAGACGGGAACCUCAUACUGUAUGAGCACCAAUUUGAGAACAGUAGUAGCGAGUCUACACAUGUCCGAGUACUGUGGAGUACCUCGCUUGAGAAAUGUCAAAUCAAGGGGUUUUGUGGGUUUAACACUUAUUGCUCAAACGUAAAAGGCGAUGCGGUGUGUGAGUGUUUUCCUGGCUUCGUCCCCUCCAACACCAGUGGUAACGUGUCUCGGGACUGCGUAUUAGCCUAUGCACAAGAUGGUUGUAGAAGCAGUGAGGCCCCAAACCAAAUGAUUUUGUAUAAUAUUGCUGAGUUGGAGGAUGUGUAUUGGAUCGCUACACCAUAUUCUGUCGUACCGAUGAAGAAGAAAGAGUGCGAAAACUCUUUACGGGAUGAUUGUGAUUGCGUGGCAGUGUUAUAUUGGAAGGGAAACUGCGAAAAGUACGGACUGCCGCUAACAUAUGGCAGACGGCUUCAAAACUCAUCUGUGGUGGCACUCUUCAAGAAUGCUUCAGGAACCGUCCAAAACACAAUUCCAGGAACCUUUUUUCAGAAGCCUAAAUCCAAGGUGGUUACGGAUAACAAGAAAAGUGUGAUAAUGAUUCUAGCCUUUACUUUGGGUUCCAUUUCAUUGUUAUCUUUGAUAUUUGCUGUGUCCAUUUUCUUCACUUACAAGCGGAAGGUGCAUAAGUAUACAACGUUGUCUGAAAGUGAUCAGAACCUGGGAUUGACUGGAGAAUGCUCUCUGCGUUCGUUUUCUUUCGAUGAACUUGUCAAAUCCACUGGAAGCUUCACGGAAGAGAUAGGGAGAGGAUCAUUUGGAGCGGUUUACAGAGGCGAAACAGGUGACGACAACCAAAAUAUCGCUGUCAAGAGAUUGGAGAGAGUUGCUGUUGGUGACUGGCAGAGGGAAUUCCGGAAUGAGAUUACUUCCAUUGCUCGAACACAUCACAGGAAUUUGGUUAAGCUGAUUGGUUUUUGCAUCGAUGGAGCUGGGAGUCUCCUCGUUUACGAAUACGUAAGAAACGGGUCUCUGGGAAGUCUUCUCUUCAAUGAUGAGAAACAGAUAUCCUGGAGAGACAGACUAAAAAUCGCAUUGGAUGUUGCUAGAGGAAUCCUUUAUCUACACGAUGAGUGUGAGGUCCGCAUCGUCCAUUGCAAUAUAAAUCCUCGAAAUAUACUUAUGGAUGAAACGUGGACUGCAAAGAUCUCUGAUUUUGGAUUUGCAAGACUACUGAAGUGUGAGCAUUCAAGAAUGAGAAAAGAGGACGAUGGGACAAGCAAGUACUUGGCACCUGAAUGGCAGAAGGAAGCACCGGUGUCGGUAAAAUUUGACAUUUACAGUUUUGGGAUGGUGCUGCUGGAGAUCGUGUGCCGCAGACGCAGCAUAGAAAUGAAAGUUUCCUCAGCAGAAGAGAUACUUCUCUCCAGCUGGGUAUAUAAAUGUUUUGCAGAAGGGCAAUUAAAUAGGGUUGUUAAGAAGGAUGAAAGUGUGGAGUGGAAGAUAAUGGAAAGAAUGGUGAAGGUGGGGUUGUGGUGUGUGCAAGACAAUCCUUCUCUUCGUCCCUUGAUAAAGAAUGUCAUCUUGAUGUUGGAAGGAUUGAAAGAUAUUCCAAUUCCUCCCUCUCCAGCCCACCCUCAUCGUUAAAUAUUCCUAGGAACAUCUUCUAUACCAUUGUUCUAUGUCUCUACUACUGUAGUUUCAUUUUCAUCUUCAGUUCUUCUUCUUGUGCUUCAAUUAUAUCAAAACCCACCUUCUCUACUCGCCAGUUCCCACCUUCAAAGUUCAUGAAAUAAAAGACCUUAAUUUUCGA